Messenger RNA from Manduca sexta (tobacco hornworm), 1243 nucleotides. Its product is annotated as soluble calcium-activated nucleotidase 1. The coding region runs from base 1 to 1185 and encodes 394 amino acids. Gene Ontology annotation, biological process: proteoglycan biosynthetic process. NCBI's taxonomy places the organism in Eukaryota, Metazoa, Arthropoda, Insecta, Lepidoptera, Sphingidae. The record is from RefSeq and is a predicted model, not a curated record. The transcript is spliced from 4 exons. Gene Ontology annotation, molecular function: calcium ion binding; GDP phosphatase activity; UDP phosphatase activity.
AUGUACAACCAUUUCGAUGAAGAAAGCAGAAUGAGUGGCUCCUUCCGCGACUGGCGUAAGGCGCUUCGGACCCCUGCAACAUACAGAGUGGGCAACGCCGUGAGAAUACAAGCACAGUUUGUGUUACUAAUCAUAGUCAUAGGUGUGUGCCUCCUCAUGUUAUUCUAUUACAAUUGGCUGCAGACUACACAAGGGCACACACCCACACUAUGGAUGUCUACAAUCAGAUCUUAUAAUAAAACCUACCCACUAACAUUGCCAUUCGUGUCUGAAGACUUAGUCACAUUCCGUAUUGCCAUUGUGGCUGAUUUAGACAAGAAUUCUAAGAGUAAUACAGAUAAAAAUACUUAUUAUAGCUUUUUGAAAAAAGGAUAUUUAAGUUAUAACCGAGUUAAGGACCAUGUGUCUAUUUCUUGGGACGCACACAGACCCGUAAUGUUGACGUCAACAUAUUCACACAAGGGAAGGGGAAUGGAAUUGUCAGAGUUGAUUGUGUAUGAUGGCAGACUACUUACUUUUGAUGAUAGGUCUGGCAUGGUUUUUGAGAUUAUUGACAACAAAAUAGUGCCAUGGGUGAUAUUGUCAGAUGGUAAUGGACAUGUUGAGAAAGGUUUUAAGUCCGAAUGGGCCACAGUGAAAGAUGAUAUCCUCUAUGUGGGCUCUAUGGGUAAGGAGUGGACUACAGCCGCUGGGGAUUUUGAAAACUUUGAUCCUAUGUGGGUGAAAGCAAUAAAUAUAUAUGGAGAGGUACAGCAUUUACCAUGGGUGAACCAAUAUAAAUCAAUAAGAAGCUCCAUUGGCAUACAUUGGCCAGGGUACAUGAUCCAUGAAUCAGGCGUAUGGUCUCCACAUAAUCAGAUGUGGUACUUUUUGCCAAGACGGUGCAGUCACGAGUCCUAUAAUGAAACCAAAGACGAACUUAUGGGGUGUAAUUAUAUGAUAAUGGCUGACAGCAACUUUAAUUAUAUUAAAGCUAAAGAGAUAACAAAACUUCAACCGAAGUUUGGCUUCUCGUCGUUCAAGUUUAUACCAGGAUCAGACGACGAAGCAAUAGUCGCGCUAAAAACGACGGAGUUUGAAGGGAAAACAGCUACGUACAUAACUGCAUUUAAAACGGACGGAAAAGUUCUACUGCCCGACACCAUUGUAGAGAACCUCAAGUACGAGGGAAUUGAGUUUAUAUGAUAGGGAAAACUGAUAAAUCAAUAUAGAUCAUUGUGUACAUAUGUAAAUUAUGUCAAAA